AUGGCUGCGUUCGAUGUCGCCACAGCGCGCUCUCGCUUCCCUGCGUUGCAGCAGGAGCAGGUGUUCAUGGACAAUGCGGGAGGAAGCCAGGUCCUCGACACUGUGGUUGACUCUAUCCGCUCAUACCUGCUGAGCACCAACGUCCAGUUGGGAGCCACGUACAAGAUCUCUCAGGCCUCCACGGCGGCCUAUACGGAUGCCUACAAAAUCGCCGCGAGCUUUAUCAACGCCUCACCGGACGAGAUCAGCAUUGGAGUCUCAACCACUCAGCUCCUGCACAAUCUCUCGACUGCACUUCGAUUCCAGGCGGGCGAUGAACUGAUCCUCUCCAAGCUCAACCAUGAAGCAAAUACGGCCGCCUGGGUCCGCAUCGCCGAUCGUCUGGGCCUGACCGUCAAAUGGUGGGCUGCCGCCGACCCCAAGAACCCGAUCUGUGAUCCAGCCGAGUUGAAAAGCCUUCUCUCCGACCGCACCAGGCUGGUGGCCUGUCCACAUGCAUCCAAUAUCACGGGGACCAUCAGUCCGAUCCGAGAGAUUGCGCAUGUCGUGCAUACUUCUCCGCGGGCGCUGCUCUGCGUGGACGGGGUUGCCCUCGCGCCACAUCGACCAGUCGAUGUGCAAGCCCUAGGGGUCGAUUUCUACGCAUUUUCGUGGUAUAAGGUGUACGGCCCACACCUGGCCCAACUGUAUGCGGCCUCGCGCAUCCACGACCAAAUCCAGUCGCUGGGCCACUUCUUCAAGCCCACAGACACGCUAGAAUUGAAACUCAACCUAGCAUCGGCCAACUACGAGCUCACGCAGAGUAUCCCGCGCGUAGUGGAGUAUUUCGGACCAGAUCUCCGCAAAACGUGGGACCAGAUGGCAACACAUGAAGAGCGACUGCAGCAGAUCUUGCUAGAGUUCCUGGCAAGUGAUAACCGCAUCACCGUGAUCGGAGAGCCUUCAGCACACCAAGAGCGGCGCGUGCCUGUCAUUAGCUUUGUCGUGCAGGGGGUUGGUAGCCAGCAGCUUGUUGAGGCAGUCGAGCGACGCUCAGCCUUUGGGUUCCGGAGCGGUCAUAUGUAUAGUCAUCGGCUGCUGGCAGACGUGUGUGGACUACAGGAUGUGGAGGAUGGAGUGGUGCGAGUGAGCUUCCUGCAUUAUAACACAGAGGCGGAAGUGCAGGGGCUUGUAGAGGUGCUUCGGAAAGUACUCACUUCGCUGUAG
Messenger RNA from Penicillium alfredii, 1206 nucleotides. Its product is annotated as putative aminotransferase. The record is from RefSeq and is a predicted model, not a curated record. The coding region runs from base 1 to 1206 and encodes 401 amino acids. NCBI's taxonomy places the organism in Eukaryota, Fungi, Ascomycota, Eurotiomycetes, Eurotiales, Aspergillaceae. The transcript is spliced from 7 exons.